CGUGUCCACGUCAGGUAUAAAAGAGGGUGGCGAGGCGGGGCUGACGGAUCGCACCACAGACACUUUGAACCCGGUUCAGAAAUCGAUAUUUCAAAAAAGAUGCGAGUUCUAGACACAAAGGCUGAGUUUGACCAGAUCCUGGCGGGGAGUCCAGGCAAACUGAUCGUGGUGGACUUCUAUGCGACAUGGUGUGGCCCGUGUGUAAAAAUUGCGCCUAUCCUUAAGUCAUUGUCGGAGAAAUACUUCCAAGUUAUGUUUUUCAAGGUAGACGUGGACAACAAUUCGGAAACGUCAAAGGCUUGCUGUAUUUCGUGUAUGCCGACGUUCAAGUUCUACAAAAACGGACAAGAGGUCGACAAACUGGAAGGUGCUGACGAGGAGGCCCUUGAGGACAAGAUACGCAGCAAUAUGAAAUGAUCGUUUCCAUGAUCUAUUUCAUGUUUGUGGAAAGCAGACAACAAACACCAAGGAAUAUGUGCCUGCAACCAGUGUGCGAAAUAGUCACU
Molecule: messenger RNA, 506 nt
Organism: Haliotis rubra (blacklip abalone)
Lineage: Eukaryota; Metazoa; Mollusca; Gastropoda; Lepetellida; Haliotidae
Product: thioredoxin-like
Exons: 6
Coding region: 100-417 (105 amino acids)
Molecular function (GO): protein-disulfide reductase activity
Source: RefSeq, a predicted model, not a curated record